This is a messenger RNA of Lytechinus pictus (painted urchin), 3767 nucleotides long. Its product is annotated as NAD-capped RNA hydrolase NUDT12-like. Gene Ontology annotation, molecular function: protein binding; NADH pyrophosphatase activity; metal ion binding. The transcript has 4 exons. Gene Ontology annotation, biological process: NADP+ catabolic process; NAD+ catabolic process. The record is from RefSeq and is a predicted model, not a curated record. NCBI's taxonomy places the organism in Eukaryota, Metazoa, Echinodermata, Echinoidea, Temnopleuroida, Toxopneustidae. Gene Ontology annotation, cellular component: peroxisome; cytosol. Bases 487 to 1857 code for a protein of 456 amino acids.
GGGACCGAAGUCAAAGAAACCCAUCAUCAUCCAUGGCAUGACCAUGAUGUACUACCUCACCUGUUCUGGUUUUUCGUUUGUCGCACAGACUAUACUCCGAAAAUUAUUCGAUCCAUGUUUCAGAAUGUGUGAACAAACUUUCUCUACAGCAUCUCCAAAAUGGUCCUGAACAAGAAGAGAGACCAACUUUAGUUGCAGAGAAGACAUUUCGGGAGUGCACGAAUAUCGAAUGCACGUUGAGAAUCAAUGGAAACAGAUGUUCCGAACAGGCGUUUACCGUCUAUUGACUUUUAAUCAAGCAAAGACACUCGACUGUUGGCUCGCACACGUACAACACACUGUACAGUAGUCAUAGCGCACAUUUAUAAACGACUGCAUGAAAGUCUAACUUUAUGGGUCUUUUCAUGUGUCAGCUGAUUCACGAACCUUGUCCUUGAGAUUUGUUUAACAACAUCACAUUUACUGAUUUAGAACAGAGGUACAAGAAUGGACUCCAUCAGUACAGCCCCUCGGGACCAGCUAUUGACAGAACUUCAUCGCUGUGCAAGUCUUGGAGAAACGGCCCAUGUUUCUCGAAUGGUGCAAGGAAUGAGGAAACUUGGGCUGGAUAGUCGCAAUGAACAAGGGUGGACAGCGCUGAUGUUGGCCGCCAGGAACGGGCAUGUAGAUGUCGCCAAGAUCCUGUUACAAAAUGGGUGUGAUCCAUUUCUACCCAACAAAUCAGGUCAGAACUCUUUGGAUAUUGCUGAGUUCUGGGACCAUACUGAAGUCAUCAAUCUACUAAGGAGUGAUCCUCAGAUCAAAGAAGUUGCCAACAAGGACCUGGUCAACUUCUUUGGCCUCAACCCACUUGAUCGCCAGAGCCACCAAAGAACCAACAAACAGUGGAUAAGGGAUGCCAUGCAAGCACCCACAACUACCUAUAUCCUGUACAGAUACUUGAAUCCAUACAUCAUCCCUUCUGAGGACAGCAAUGGAAUGUUCCAGUACAAUCUUGCUGCAUACUCCUAUAAGGAAAUCUCCUUUGCCUUGAAAGAGGAAGCUUCCAUUAUAUUCCUAGGGGUAGGUCCACUGCACCUUCCAAUGAACAAGGAUGGAGACAUGCAAGAGAAGAGCUCCGAAGGUGCCUGGUUUGCUGUGGAUGUUACCGAUAUUCCUUCAGAAGAUCUGCAGAAGAUCAAACCUGAAGCAGAGAUGUUACCCAAGAGGAAUCGCAUGGCUUUAAUGCUUCUGAGUCCAGCAGAUGCUGGUAUCAUCGGUCAGGGGAGGUCCAUGUUGGCAUGGCAUGACAGAUACAAGUUCUGCCCUACCUGUGGUGCAUCUACUACCACGGCAGAGGCAGGAUAUAAACGAGUCUGCACAAAAGAAGGUUGUAGAAGUCUUAACGGAGUUCAUAACACUUGCUACCCACGCUUAGACCCAGUGGUUAUUAUGCUUGUAGUUUCUGAGGAUGGGAAGAGCAUUUUAUUAGGAAGGAAGAAGGGCUUCCCAGGAAAGAUGUAUUCUUGCUUGGCAGGCUUCAUGGAACCAGGCGAGACCAUCGAGGAUGCUGUCAGACGUGAGACCAAAGAAGAGAGCGGGAUCAUCGUUGGUAAGGUACAGUAUCACUCCUCCCAACCAUGGCCGAUGCCUUCCCAGCUGAUGAUAGGAUGUAUCGCCAAGGCAACCACUUCCAAGAUCACGGUAGAUGAAGAUGAGCUGGUGGAUGCUCGUUGGUUUACUAGGCACGAGGUGAUUGAGAUGCUUGGAUCAUCAGGAGACUUGGGUUCGACCAGAGGAGGGAUGUUUAUACCACCGGGGUCAGCUAUAGCUCAUCAGUUAAUCAAACACUGGGCAAAGAUGUCUCCAAACCUCUGAUAGAUUCUUCUUUUCUAUACCAGUAACAGGGAUGUAGUCCAGGCCGGUUCUUCUAAGUCACAAGGCAGACUGAGAAAUCCUUCUCCUGUAGACUUUGUACAUGUGACUCGGCCCCAAGAUUGGCCUCAACUACAUCCCUGACCAGUAAUCAGGCAAAAUCAAGUAAAUGGAAUGAAAACUAGUGAUACUCAGGUCAAGGAGAUAAUGAAAUUGCUAUGGGCAUUAAUCAGUGCAUUGUGACAGAUUUAGAUACUAUCAAAUAUGUUCUAAAGUGAAAAUUACCAGGAUAUUUUAGAAAAGUUGAUGAAAAUUAUGAUGAAGUGUCAAGACUUUGUUUUUGCACAUUUGAAUAAUGCUGAUGUUUGUAUACUAAAUCUUUGUGAUAUGAAUAGAACUUUGUCAAAUUUAUAACCGAGAACAGUGUGUUAGUCAAUUUAAAAGAUGGCAAAAAGAAGCUGCUGAAAACUGCUUAUCUAAUAAAAGAGAGCCAAUGGAGUAAAUUAGAAAGUCAAAAAGGGGCCUAAGCUUUCGAUCCUAGCAGAAUCUUCGUCGGAGGCAAAAUGACAAACAUAUAAAGUGGAACAACCAUAAUAUACAUGUCAAUUUAAAAGAUGGUGGUAUUAGAUGGGAAAUGGAUCAGGUUUCGAGGGUAGUUGUUACAAUCCACCAAGCCCCUCCCACUAAAAAAAUCAGAGCAUACCCAUAUAUUGCAAAGUUAUACAAAAAUCCACCCUGUGCCAGAUCCUUUAAUUUCAAUCCCGGAUUUCAAUAUAAUAAUGCACAAAACCCUUCAUGAUCAACCCAGUUGCUUUGUCCCCUUUGGCCUUAACCCUAAUUUAACUGGGCCAUUUUCCUAAACUUCAAAGUAAAAAGACUUAAAGUAACCAAGCGGUGUGGAAACAAAAAUUUACAUGGCAGCAUAGUCAUGAAAUUUGUCAAGUGGGGGUCAAAUUGCCCUGCCUGUUCUCACCCUACUCUCCAUAAAAAGUCCUGCUGUGAUCAUUGUAUGUCAUUGAUGCAUGCACUAUUCAAGUUGUUAGAUGAAACUCAAGAGUACUUUAAAUUUCUUUGCUAGAUAUCCUGGCAUUAUUCCUCUUGUCAAAUCCAUGUACAGUACUAUAUUUGUCCAUGAAGUCAUUGCUCUAUGUAGCACUACUCAAUGAAAUUUAGAUUGUAUCACUCAAUUGUGCAAUAAUUAAACAAUUAUACUUAUUAUGCAAUCUCACUCUCACAUCACUGACAGCUGAUAUUACCAGUACAACGAUCACUGUAGUAGUAGGUCCAUGCUGUAGUUAACCUGGGCAAUUCGUUUAUACUGUGUAGCCUAUAGAGGGCAGUCUUUCUCUUGAUCUCAAGCUAAAGUUCAGUUUGUUUGGGUUUUUUUUUUUCAGAGGAUCAGCAGAACAAAUCCAGAUAUAAUGGCAUUGAAAACAACAGCCCCCCCCCCUGCUUCCAUAGGGCAAAAGAUAUGAGGGAAAACAGAUUUGUUUUGUUUCUCAAAGGACAAUGUACUUAUAAAUAGGUUUGUGUCUCAAUUACCACAAUCAAUAAUCAUGUCUUGACCCUGUAUCCUGUAAAGAAAUUGAUACAUAUAUAUUUCAUCGAGGUAUUAUGUAAACCAGUUUUCAAAAGACUUAUCACUUAGAAUCAAAAGUACUAGUAUAAUAAAUGUUACAGGGGCUAUGGGGGUUGUUUCAUAAAUUUGUCCAUAAGUAAUCCUUACUAGACUGCGACAGGUCUGGAAGGCCCCCCCUUCCAGAUUUCGCACAAUAUUUUCAGAAAAUGAAAAGCUCGAGUGACAGUAUUUCAUGACUUUUUUCGCUCAAGACUACCUCAUCUCUUACGACCAAAUUUGCCGUGCUGGGAAUUUAAAAAAAGGCAUAAGUUUGAACAGGCAUGUCAGACCAAAA